This is a messenger RNA of Hypoxylon trugodes, 1737 nucleotides long. Its product is annotated as ribonuclease H-like domain-containing protein. Gene Ontology annotation, molecular function: nucleic acid binding; exonuclease activity. Gene Ontology annotation, cellular component: nucleus. The record is from RefSeq and is a predicted model, not a curated record. NCBI's taxonomy places the organism in Eukaryota, Fungi, Ascomycota, Sordariomycetes, Xylariales, Hypoxylaceae. The transcript has 7 exons. The coding region runs from base 1 to 1737 and encodes 578 amino acids.
AUGGCCAGCUCUCUUGCGGUACUUAAAAACCUGCCUUGUCCGGCUGGUGACAAGUGUGACGCUUUUCAGUGCUUGUUCAAACACGACAGGAAUACUGACGCGAGAGCUACUGGUGUUAAAAGCACUGAUCAACCAAUCGACCAAGUGACGACCGCCUCCUCUUCGGAUCAGGUAUUACCAAGGAAGCGAAUCAAAUUGGACUCGACGACAUCAUCUUCACCUCAUCAAUCCGCAAUUUCAACAGGAAGUCAAAGCCGUGACUCCGUAAGUGGGCUGGUCCGCGGCCCCGCCACCUCAGCAUCAACUUCCGCUACGAUGGGGACACCACCCAAGAAACCGGAGGCACUGAACCCUCGCCUUCUCAAGUCUGCCCCAGCUAAGCAUGACACCCGCCUAAAACUUGUCAAGGCCCUACACGAACAGUACACCCGCCUCAACUCUGAAUUAAAGAAAGAAGCUAAAGAUGAAGUGUCGAAAAAACUGGUGCUUUCCGACCAAGAGCUCAUUGUAAAAACCCUUGAUGAUGAACAGGAAAUGGCCAUAAAACGACCCCAAAUCUAUGGAAACGUCAUUCGUAACAAAAUUAUGAGCUACAAACGCAAAACCGUUUCGGAGUGGAAGGAAGAACGAAUGCUCGCUACCGGAGUUUCUAGCGCGCAGAAUACGGCGAAUGUACCGGCAGCACCUCAACCUCUCGUUACUGGUUUGACCCCACCCCAGGAAGUUGAUUUUCUACAUCGGUUGGUAUGGCCCUUUAAUGGGCUUGAAUCAUAUGGGUAUGUCCACUCUGUUCCCGCGGACGAUGAUAUUGAGCAAGCUCGUGCAAGCGUCCAAGCUUCCGGUAAUGUCGAAGUUUUCCCGGGCCGAAGAGAAGAAGAUGGCGCGUUGACUACCAAUGGUUCCUGCACGUUUCACCCGGGCAAGACUUACUUUACAGAGAGGGGGCCAGGCAAGUUGUCUAAAGCCCAAAAGAAGUAUCGCUGCUGUCACCAGAAUGUCGAUGAUGAUACAACGGACAAGAAUCGACUAGCCAAUCUACUCAACUUUGCCGAAACGCCGCCGAAUCCGAACAUCCCUGCCGACAGGGCCAUCUGCUUUGAUUGUGAGAUGGGAUUCACAGCUUAUGGGCUUGAACUUAUUCGCAUGACCGUAAUAUCUUGGCCUAACUACGAGACGUUGGCGGACGUCCUUGUUCAACCGUAUGGAGAAGUACUUGAUCUCAACACUCGCUACUCCGGCGUGACACCUGAGGACAUGGUUUCAGCUGAGCGAUGGGUUCUUGGUGGUGACCAUAAACCAACUAUUAUUGAGAAUCAACAGAAGCCCAAGCUCAAGAUUGUCGCUUCUCCUAAGGAAGCACGCGACCUUCUUUUCUCGUUAAUAUCUCCCGAUACACCCCUUGUAGGCCAUGGUCUUGAGAACGACAUGAACGCCAUGCGUAUUAUACACCCCACUUGCAUCGAUACUGUUCUUCUCUUCCCCCAUAGGCGCGGACUACCACACAGAAACAGUCUCAGGAUGUUGAUGGAGACACUACUAAACCAGAAGAUUCAACAAGAAACAGAUGAGACCACGCCUGAGGGACACGACAGUGCGGAGGACGCAAAGGCUGCGGGUGAGCUGGCUAGGUUGAAGGUCCGAGACGAGUGGAAGAACCUGCAGACAAAGGGCUGGGUAAUCAAAGACGGCAAGGUCACAGCACCGGGUGAGGGAGAGAAAUAUGACCUCCCAUAUUGA